This is a messenger RNA of Bubalus bubalis (water buffalo), 4551 nucleotides long. RefSeq names its product taxilin gamma (gene TXLNG). Gene Ontology annotation, molecular function: syntaxin binding. Lineage: Eukaryota; Metazoa; Chordata; Mammalia; Artiodactyla; Bovidae. The record is from RefSeq and is a predicted model, not a curated record. Gene Ontology annotation, biological process: regulation of cell cycle. The transcript has 10 exons. Bases 118 to 1656 code for a protein of 512 amino acids.
GGUCACGUGGGAGCCCUGCAUGCGGCGAUUGGCGGAGGGGUUCAGGGGCGGGGCGCGAGGCCCUGAGAGGUUCCGUGCCCCUUGUCGGGCCGCUUGUUUGGCUGCUGCCGUCACCUCAUGGCGACGCGGGUAGAGGAGGCUGCGCGGGGAAGAGGCGGCGGCGCCGAGGAGGCAGUUGAGGCCGGACGGGGCGGACGGCGACGCAGCCCGCGGCAGAAGUUUGUGAUUGGCACAAUGGAAGAAGCUGGAAUGUGCGGGCUCGGGGUGAAAGCGGAUAUGCUGCAUAACUCUCAGUCCAAUGAUAUUCUUCAACAUCAAGACGCUCACUGUGGUGGUACAAGUAACAAGCAUUCUUUGGAAGAGGAUGCACGCAGUGACUUUAUAACAAAGAGCAGGAGUUUGGUGAGCCCGGCGUACUGCACACGGGAGUCACGGGAGGAAAUUCCCGGGCGAGAGGCUCGAACAGAUCCCCCUGAUGGCCAGCAGGAUUCAGAGUGCAGCAGGAGCAAAGACAAAGCCUUAGGAAAAGAAGUCUUAUUAUUGAUGCAAGCCCUAAACACUCUUUCAACUCCAGAAGAGAAGCUGGCAGCUCUCUGUAAGAAAUAUGCUGAUCUUCUGGAGGAGAGCAGGAACGUUCAGAAGCAAAUGAAGAUUCUGCAGAAGAAGCAAGCCCAGAUCAUGAAAGAGAAAGUUCAUUUGCAGAGUGAACACAGCAAGGCUAUCUUGGCAAGAAGCAAGCUCGAGUCUCUUUGCAGGGAACUUCAGCGUCACAAUAAGACGUUAAAGGAAGAAAAUAUGCAGCAGGCCAGAGAGGAGGAAGAAAGACGAAAAGAAGCCACUGCACACUUCCAAAUCACUUUGAAUGAAAUCCAGGCCCAGCUGGAGCAACAUGACAUGCACAACGCCAAGCUCCGCCAGGAGAACAUCGAGCUGGGCGAGAAGCUGAAGAAGCUCAUUGAGCAGUACGCGCUGCGGGAGGAGCACAUUGAUAAAGUAUUCAAGCAUAAGGAACUGCAGCAACAACUUGUGGACGCCAAACUGCAGCAGACGACACAGCUGAUAAAAGAAGCUGAUGAGAAACAUCAGAGAGAGCGAGAGUUUUUAUUAAAAGAAGCAACGGAAUCAAGACACAAAUAUGAACAAAUGAAACAACAAGAAAUACAACUAAAACAGCAGCUUUCUCUUUAUAUGGAUAAGUUUGAAGAAUUCCAGACUACCAUGGCAAAAAGCAAUGAACUGUUUACAACCUUCCGGCAGGAAAUGGAAAAGAUGACAAAGAAAAUUAAAAAACUGGAAAAAGAAACAAUCGUAUGGCGGACCAAGUGGGAAAACAAUAACAAAGCACUUCUGCAAAUGGCUGAAGAGAAAACUGUCCGAGAUAAAGAGUACAAGGCCUUUCAAAUAAAACUGGAACGGCUGGAGAAGCUGUGCCGGGCUCUGCAGACAGAGAGGAACGAGCUCAACGAGAAGGUGGAGGUGCUGAAGGAGCAGGUGUCCGGGAGGGCGGCAGGUGGAGGCCCAGUGCCACCCGAGGCCCAGCCCUGCGCCACCUCGGCUCCUCCCGAGGAGUCCGGUGCCACCUGGCAGAGUGCCGCCCGGGUUAUCCCUGAGGCCGGGUCCCUGGGAGCCGGGCCCGGCAUCGAGUCAGUUGACUGAGACCAAGUAUGAUCACUGUAUUGAGAGCUCUAUUUUGUGUAUAACUUCCUCUGUUAGUAGUAACUUGGUUUUGUGGUGAAAAUUUUCUUACUUUUUCUACCAUAUCUGUAUUUUCUUAGAACUACUGGACUUAAGUGGUACAGGAGGCUGCUUGGCAGGUUUGAAUAGUUUUACUCUACGUUUUCCUCAGCCAUGUUGCACAUCUGCCUCGUUCCCCUUCAUCAGAAUGCAUGUGCUCAUUGCCUUUUUCCCUCUCCCUUGCUCCUUGCACAGAAUUUUGUCUGAAUUAAAAUUUCAUUCACCAGGGCUGACCAUUACAAGGGAACUUUGUUCUGAUAAUGGUUCCUUCUUUUUUUCUUCUUUUUUUGGCUGUGCUUUGUGGCCUGUGGGAUCUUAGUUCCCCAACCAGGGAUUGAACUCGUACCCUCGGCAAUGAAGGCACCGUGUCCUAACCACUGGACCGCCAGUGAACUCCCGGAUAAUGGUUCCUUGAUGUGAAAACAAUAUUCAUUUAAAUAUCUACCCCCCCCCCAAGAAUAUAACUCAAAAAAAAAAAAGGAAAAUCAAGAUGAUUCAGUUCAGUUCAGUUGCUCAGUCACGUCCGACUCUUUGCAACCCCAUGGAGUAUGUAGCACGCAAAGCCUCCCUGUCCAUCUAAAUGCCAAUAAAACUGAAGCCUUGGGUCAGAAACAAGCACAGCAUAUUUGAUUCAAAUUAGCUUUUUGAUAUAUCACUUGACAAAUUAAGAUGUCCGCAAGCCUAGAAUUUCUGUUUUGGCAGAAUAUUGUACAUAGAGGUAUAAUUUAAACAAAGUAGUAUAUAUAGGCAAAUUAUUGGAGAAACAGGCUUACUGUUUAUGUGACUAAAAAGUAGUCCCAUCACCGUUUUCAGGUUAGAAGCGCCUGGCUGGACCACCUGAAAGCCUACAGGGUGGGGAGCCUGGUGGUUUGCUUUUCAGUUGGGAUUUUGGGUGCACAUCCUCCACUUCCCAUGGAGAAUUGCCACUGACAGUCCUUUGUCAGUUUAAGACAAUGAGGGUAAAACCAUUGUGUAGCUUUUCUUAAGCAGAAGUCCCUCCACUACUUUCUGGCUACUUGAAAGUUGGUGCCCAACUAUUCUGAGUCCAACUAGCACAGUUCUCCAGGGUUUUUAAAAGGGAAUUUUAAUUAUGAACAUGCUAGCUGAAACUGAUUUUAUUUCAUGUAUAAAACAGACUGGAACCAGCGUUUUUAAUUUAAAGGAAAUGUGGCAGAGAGCUAAGUAGCCAGGAUCUAUUUAUUACUUACGCUUUCAGUCUGUUUCUCACCCUUUUCUUAGUUUUUAUUCUUUUUUAUGGAAAAACAAAACAGUAUUAUCAAGGUGUCUACACUUGGAAUGGGGGACUUCGGAAAUGCAGCACAUCACUUUUGGAUUUGCUCUUUCAUAACUUUCCUUUGUUCUUCACAAUGUCAAAUGUGGUCGAGUUUAUACACAUCAUUAACCAGGCUGCACUGACAAGAUUUGACUUUGUCCCUGGUAUAAUUUGCAUUGAAAUACUUUAUGAAAUAAAAAGGUUCUACUAGAACUGAUGUUAGCACAUUCCACUGAGCAAAAACUAUCAAACUGACACUUCUUGAAUUGCUUACUGGACUGAACAAACUCUUCUGUCCAGUUAGAAGGGUUUUUCUCUUUGUUAAAGUUUUAUUUGUCCUGUCACAUUCGUGGUCUAAACUGGGUUGAAAGAAUUGAAAAUUGUUGGCAACAGCGCCUGGAGUGGAGGAUUACGUCUAAGCUUCCACCAUUGGUCGUGUUAAUCAAAGGGCCAGACAGUGGAGGAAAAGAAACCCACUGUUAUCUAAUUACUGUCAAAAUGAGUCGGAAGCAAAAACAAACAUAGCCUUUUAUAAAUACCACCUUUGGCUACUAAAUGAAAUACUGGACUCAUUUCCCUGAGAGGAAAUGGAGGUAUAUAUCAGAACUAUACUCUACUGUAAAAUUAGUACUAAUGGUCCCAUUUCACAAGCGCUCUGCUGGAUGUACAGCUCUUACUGUCUUAAGCCAUUUGUGUAGCCACCACGUUUCUUUGUGGUGCUUGUCCUGUGUGGAAGAGUGUAAAGCUCGGACCUGUUGCAUAUUUUCAAGGGCUUUAUAAAGCGACGUGAUUAACAGUACUUGGCCUGCUGCUUUUGGCUUGCUAUGUAUUUUUAGCUAGAUGCUCUCAUGGUGUUUAAAGGACAUGGAUUCUGUCUGGGUGCAUUUGGUAUCCUUUCAGAAUCUUUCCUCUCAUUACCCUGUGAAUAAAUAUGAAUGGGACCCUCUGAGGAGGACACGCUCCUAGGGCAAUCACCUCGCCAGCCCAGCAUUGUGGCUUUGUAGCACGCUCCAUUUCUACCACAUUCUAGAACACAGAUGCUAAGGCUGGCCCAGGAAAGAUCAAAUGUCAAAUUUGCUUCAACUGCAUUUGUUGCACCAUCGUGGAGUCUUGAUGUGUAUUAUUUAUAGUGGCAGGAGACUCCAAGGAAUAGAGAAAACUUGGGUCUUGGAUAAUGGACCAUUUCAUCCUCAGACUUGUAGGAGUACAUUUCUUGGUCUCGAGACCAGUAUUUUUUAGUUAUGUAUGCAACUGCCUUUAUUACACCUGGUUAUCAAUUCAAUUCUCAGGUGUUGCAGAAAAAUCUACCUCUUUCAGACUGUAGAUGGAAAUAACUGUGAAAAAAUGAUGCAGAUAUCUUCUAGUUUGUGCUAAACACACUGCUUUAUUUUUACAGCCCACGUCUUUCAUGAGGAUACGAAUUGUUUAAGAGGCAGUCUUGUUUUGCUUUUCAAAGACAUUUUGUAGAGAUUUUUCACUAAUGUGAAUCUGAUUUUAUCUACUCAAUUCUGUAUAGAUUAAGUAAAUAUGUAUGAUAAAUUUAA